Messenger RNA from Paramisgurnus dabryanus, 4470 nucleotides. It is a transcript of the gene smug1, whose product is annotated as single-strand-selective monofunctional uracil-DNA glycosylase 1. Gene Ontology annotation, molecular function: single-strand selective uracil DNA N-glycosylase activity; oxidized pyrimidine nucleobase lesion DNA N-glycosylase activity. Lineage: Eukaryota; Metazoa; Chordata; Actinopteri; Cypriniformes; Cobitidae. Gene Ontology annotation, biological process: base-excision repair. The record is from RefSeq and is a predicted model, not a curated record.
UGCCACGCGGUCUGUUCGCUCCUUUGUUGCCGGAAAAAAAUUCAAAGAAUGGAGGCACAUCCCGAUCCUAAGAGGUUGGAAAACGGAGAUGUAUCUCAGCAAGAGGAGUCGCAGGGAACAGAUCUCGCAGAUCUGGCUGUUGAGCGCUUUAUCAGUAGCUCUACGCCGGCAUCAAGGUUCCUGCAGGCUGAGCUGGAACUGAAUGCAAGGUUACGUAUGAUGUCCUUUGGAAAACCUGUGCGAUACACGUACAACCCGCUGGAGUAUGCCUGGGACACGCAUCAAUGUUACGUGGAGACGUACUGUCGAGAAGGGCAGAGUAUUCUCUUUCUGGGAAUGAACCCAGGUCCUUUUGGCAUGGCACAAACAGGGGUUCCAUUUGGUGAGGUAAAAGCAGUUCGUAAUUGGUUGAAGAUCACUGGAACGGUUGGACGUCCAGAUGACGAGCACCCCAAACGGCGAAUCACAGGGCUGGACUGUACUCAUAGUGAAGUAAGCGGAGCACGUUUCUGGGGCUUUUUCCAAGAGCUUUGCGGCGAGCCACACAACUUUUUCCGUCACUGUUUUGUGCACAACUUGUGCCCUCUCAUUUUUAUGAAUGAAUCAGGCAAGAACCUAACGCCACCUGAACUGCCCGCCGGGGAGCGCGACGCUCUUUUAUCCUGUUGCGAUGGUGCCCUUUGUCAAGUUGUCACUGCAUUAGGUGUUUCCAUGGUUAUUGGAGUGGGCAAAGUUUCUGAGCAGCGAGCUCGGCGGGCUCUAUCUGAAGCAGGUAUUAAGGUAAGAGUGGAGGGAAUUAUGCAUCCAUCACCAAGAAACCCUCUGGCCAAUAAGGGUUGGGCAAACAUAGUCAGGACCAAGCUAGAGGAACUUGGACUUUUGAGUUUGUUCACAAAAUGACAAUUCUUAUAUCAUAAACAUUUUUAAAAUCACUCAAGAGCAGUGUUCGAAUUAUGUCAAAGAUUAUGGGGGUCCCCAAACUAAGCUCCACCCACCCAGGCCUCCCCUCAUUAUAGGGUUGCAGUGAUUUCAAAAAGUAAGAUCUGAUCCUGAUUAAAAAAAAAUUGUUGGUCCUGGAUCAAUGUUUUAAUCAAAGAAACCCCAAUAACUCAAACCCUAAAAUUUUUUACCUUUCAAAUAAGUAUAAAUUAAUGUUUGAGAAUAAUUCUUAAAAGGCCAUAACCCUAAAGAUUACUAAAUAUAUUAAAUAAAGAUAAUAACUAAAGAUUCUUACCAUCAACGAGAUGAAAAUAAUCCACAUGUAGAUACAUGGCUGCAUUUCCCGCAUUUGUAGGCUGCAUACGUCAUUAAGACGUAUUAUAAAGUUGACUAUUAUUUUAGUUAAUCAUAAAUUGUUGUAAUAUGUUAAUGACUUGCGAAUGUAAUGCUCAGUUAACUUAAACAAACCGAGCUUGAUGACGUAUACAGCCUGCAUAUCUGACCUCCGUAUUGACUCGUCUGUCAAUUCCUCCAGAAACGUUGUGCUUUGUGCCAGCGCAGCACGAGAAUUUUAAAUUCAUGUUGUAUUCUAAUUUGAAUACAAGGUGACCUCCCUAAUUUAUAUUUUUGUGAUUUAUAGGGGUCCCUCAUUGCGUAUAAGAGGUUCGGGACCACCCCAGACCCCCUAAUUUGAACACUGCCCAGGAGUACUUUUGAACUCUAAUAUAAUCAAUGUUGUACCAAGACAUUGUUGUAAUUGUUGAUUUGUAUUUUACGUGUGUGUGUGUGUGUGUGUGCGUGUGUAAGUGGAUGAGCAGGUGCAUGCGUGUAGUUUUUAGAAGUGAUAAUGCUUACAAAAUACAGCCGUGGAAAAAAUGAAAGGCGGGGUGCAUGAUCUCUUAAAGCCAAUGUUGACAUUUGAAAUCACCUGAACAAACACACCCCUACCUCAAUAAAAUGUUUUCCACAUUUCAGUUUUCUGCAAAUAAAUGCAAACAAAAAAAAAAAAUUUUAUUAGGAACAUUAGAAAUGUUGUCGGUAGUUUGCAGAAUUAAAUAAAAAUGAUCAAUUCACUUAAACUAAAUAGGAAAUUUAAAAUCUCUUAAUUUUUUCAGCGACUGUAUAGCUCUUUGUUUUUGACCAUAUUUGAAUUUCUAUGUCCGAGUUGUAAAGAUAUAUGUCAUAAUAUGUUAUGAAUUAAUGUGUUCCUGUAACUCAGUUGGCGGAGCUUUACGUUGCCGAAGCAAAGGUUACCUGAGAUCAAAUAUACUGAAACAUUGUAUAGUUUGAAAUUACUGUACAUUGGUUUGGAUGAAAGCAUCUUCCUAAUGCAUAAAGGCAAAUCUAGAAAUAAUAUAAUUGUCAUAAACUAAAACAUUAUCAAAAUCCUGAAUAUAUGCAAGUCUACACUGACCACCAGACAACAAAGACUUCUGGAGGUUGGAGGUCAGCACCUUCGUUUACUAUGUGUUUAUUUCUAUGUUGUUGCCCCAAAAGUUGGAUAAAAUGUUUGAAUAAUGGCAAUAAAUUCUACCUCAUAUACAGUACAAUAAAUGAACAUUUUAUGUGUAUCCUUAUACAUCAUUACAGAUAUGUUAAGUCUUUGAGGUGAACUCUUUAGGCGUAAAGGUGUACUUUUAUUUAAAGGGAACCACCCAAGUGAGAGCUGGGUUACAUAUUUUGACAGUGUAGUGUUUAUUUGAUUUAUAAAUAUAUAGUUAGAUACUGUAGAUUCAGGCUGUAUAUUUAAACUGUAUAUUUACAACAAACUAAAGAGAUUUUGGAAGAAAUAUCCUUCAUCCAGAAAUGAUACAAAAUGAAAAACGUCAAAUAUCACUAAUUUCAUGAUUCCUAAGCACAGCUAUAGACAAACUGUAGUAUUUUAUGAAUCAUUCAUGUCCAUGCAGUGCACAAACUGAGAAAUAAUAAAUGCCUUCCUUACCAAACCACAGUUGCAAUACUCUUCAGUGCUUUGUUGUUGUGUAGUAAAUACACAGUUAUAAUCUGUCUCUGUUGUCUUGACACAGUAAACUCCCGAUGACCUGAUAGCAUCAUGUAUGAGGAGACACUAAAUGUACAUUAGUCCCCGUUAUAUAGCUGAUGCUUGUCAGAUGCAUCAAUACAAUGACAAAUGAGAGCUUUGGGUUAUUAAAGGAGAAUCAGAGCACAAAAUGUAGAUGUUUUCGCAAUAUUUAAUCAAAGCAUUAUUAAGUUUGUACAGCUACAAAACUUAAAACAUUUGCAAAUCUGUAUCAUUUCCCUUUAACCAUUUUAGGGUUUCUAUAUAAUCUAUUCCACCCCAACCUAAACCUUACCCUAAACUCAAACCCUUUAUAUACAAAAAAAAUUAAAUAUGUAAUGUAUUCUUUUUAUAUUAUGCAACGUAACAGACUGAAAUGUGUAGGAAAAUUUAGUAACAAACGUUUUGGGACACCCCUCCAAAUAAUUGAAUUCAGGUGUUCCAAUCACUUCCAUUGAAAGGAACUCGUAAUGCUUCAUCAUACCAGGACAUUUUCAUGCUCCCAACUUUGUGGGAACAGUUUGGGGAUGACCCCUUCCUGUUCCAACAUAACUGCAAACCAAUAAAAUAUCUUUGGGAUGAAUUAGAGUGGAGACAAAGAGUGAGGCCAUCUCGUCCAACAUUAGUGUCUGACCUUACAAAUGUGCUUUUAGAAGAAUGCUCAAAAAUUCCCAUUAACACACUCCUAAACCUUGUAGAAAGUCUUCCAAGAAGAGUUGAAGCUGUUACUCCAUAUAAAACCCUAUGGAUUAAGAAUGGGAUGUUAUUCAGGUGUUUUAAAACAUAAGUAAAUGUACAGUGGUAUAACUCUGUGUAAAAAUACACAAGUACCCUCAUGAGAUCACACUUUACAGACACUAUACUAGAUGUGUUGCAAAUGUUAAACCGUCUUGAAGGAACUUGCCAUUUUUGCUUGCUGUAAAAAAAUCCAAUAGGCUUAAAUUGAGGUGAAUCAAAAAAAUUAUAACUUAGACUUGGGAGUUAUUUUCCUCAAUGUCACAAACUAACACUGGGACAGUAAAUUUUUAAAAAGUCCUAAUAUUUACCUUUGAGGUACCAUUAAGCACAUACAAAGGUGUGCCUUUUAAAAGUGUAUCGUCUUCUGUAACUUCUGUAACUUUUUUCUGAGAGUGUAGCAACCACAGACCAAAAUCUCAGAAGUCCUUAGAAAGACUUUAGUGUAGUAAUAAUGUGCUGUAAUUCAGAAGGAUACAUCCGGAGAGCUAUAUUCAUUUAUGAUGGUCCAUUCUUGUUUUCACUAUAUCCCUCUUAAGAAUUGGCUCAGUCUAAUCUUCCCCCUUAAUUUCUCUUCAGCGAUGUUUCUCUGCUUUCGAUGUUGGUUUAUUAAUUGAUUUUUUACUUAAUGUCUCUUCUAAUUCUAGGUUGCCUGCGUUUUCAUUACACCCCAUGGAGUCAUUAGCAGAACUCUGCUGUCCAUUGACGCCAUGCUGUUUUAUUAAUUACGUAACACAGUAAUGUGAUUUAUGUUCAUAUGUGUGUCUAUAUGUCAC